AUGCUUGGCCGGCGCAGUCCACCGCCCUGGGAUCCGUUGUCAAGUGGUGGACCUGACGUGAUGCGUAAUGAAAAUCCUGGAAUCACACGAAUUGAUUCAGGUCGACAUAUGCCUGUGAGAGAGGCUGUGCCGCUUCCGAGAAGUGGGACCCACACUUCCCAUGUUCCUGGUCCCACGCCAUGGCGUCCAACACGUCUGGCGAUGAUCACACCUGUACAAGAUUAUGAUAUGAAUACUUCACUACCCACUCCCCCACCAUCUCCACCACCUGUGCAUACCACUCCCGACCAUCAUGAAGACACAGCGAUACGAAUCGACUCUCCCACACCACUCAACGUGCCGACUACCUCUGAACUUCGCUCGGUGCUUGAUCAUGCGUCCAAGUUUGGUGUGCCUGGUACUCCAGAUAUGAGUCCUGCGAAUUUGGACGCGCGGCAUUCUCCGACUGCGACGGCCGAAGCAUUCGUUCGUCGAGCCUUUGUUGACUGGAAUACAACGGGCUCGUACCAAGCAGAAGAUGCAGGAGUAGAGCUCCUGUGUCCUGGCUGGACGGGCGCCGUGAUUCAAAAGCACUCGCAUGACCUACCCGGCGGGGUUGACCGCGCUCUGUACGUCCAGUUACCUCUCGCGUUUGAUCGAUCGCGACUUCGUGACAACAUGCUUCGUAUCCUCGAUAUGGCGUCAGACAGUGCGUCUGCUUCGCGAGUUGUCUUUUGUCUGGAGCGAAAUACUCUAGACUUGGCCUCGCUGCUGCAUGGUAUGUGCUAUGUGGGUGGACAUCUCAGUUCUAUGCAUGGUCAGCGUGACGAAUGGCUUCAGGCCGUCCCGCUCACCUCCCUUGUGCUCGUAACCGUGGUUCUGUGA
This is a messenger RNA of Malassezia restricta, 864 nucleotides long. RefSeq names its product ornithine decarboxylase antizyme. Lineage: Eukaryota; Fungi; Basidiomycota; Malasseziomycetes; Malasseziales; Malasseziaceae. The coding region runs from base 1 to 864 and encodes 287 amino acids. The record is from RefSeq and is a predicted model, not a curated record. Gene Ontology annotation, cellular component: cytoplasm; nucleus. Gene Ontology annotation, molecular function: ornithine decarboxylase inhibitor activity. Gene Ontology annotation, biological process: positive regulation of protein catabolic process. The transcript has a single exon.